AUGGCUCUCUCUACUUCCACCUCUGUUUCUGCUUCUGCUUCUGCUUCCAAGCCCGAAGUAACUUCAUUCACUUCUUCCAAUGCUAUCGAGAAGAUUGACUCUCCUGUUGAGUCUGACAUCAUUCUGGCUCCUUUGUGCACUAUCUCCCAGAAGAAGGACUUGGAUGCUCCUGUCGAAUCCGACAUUAUCCUUGCUCCCUUGUGCACCAUAGCCUAA
Magnusiomyces paraingens is the source of this 216-nucleotide messenger RNA. RefSeq lists its product as uncharacterized. The transcript has a single exon. The record is from RefSeq and is a predicted model, not a curated record. NCBI's taxonomy places the organism in Eukaryota, Fungi, Ascomycota, Dipodascomycetes, Dipodascales, Dipodascaceae. Bases 1 to 216 code for a protein of 71 amino acids.